AUGGCCGACAACUCUAUCUACUCAACAUUAGAGCUGCCUGCUGCACCUCGAGUCCAAGAUGACUCCAGAUGGAAGCUCAAAGCUGUCUUACACCGACCCUGUGUUUCCUACCUUGUGAUGGUGGCUUUGGGGCUUUUGACUGUGAUUCUCAUGAGUCUUCUGUUGUACCAACGGACUCUGUGCUGUGGCUCCAAGGGCUUUAUGUGUUCCCAGUGCUCCAGGUGCCCCAACUUCUGGAUGAGGAAUGGGAGCCACUGUUACUACUUCUCAAUGGAGAAAAGGGACUGGAACUCUAGUCUGAAGUUCUGUGCAGACAAAGGCUCGCAUCUCCUUACAUUUCCGGACAACCAGGGAGUGAACCUGUUCCAGGAGUACGUGGGUGAGGACUUUUACUGGAUUGGCUUGAGGAACAUCGAUGGCUGGAGGUGGGAAGAUGGCCCAGCUCUCAGCUUAAGCAUUCUUUCUAACAGCGUGGUACAGAAGUGUGGCACCAUCCACAGGUGUGGCCUCCACGCCUCCAGUUGUGAGGUUGCUUUGCAGUGGAUCUGUGAGAAGGUCCUGCCCUGA
Rattus rattus (black rat) is the source of this 567-nucleotide messenger RNA. It is a transcript of the gene Klrg1, whose product is annotated as killer cell lectin like receptor G1. NCBI's taxonomy places the organism in Eukaryota, Metazoa, Chordata, Mammalia, Rodentia, Muridae. The record is from RefSeq and is a predicted model, not a curated record. The transcript has 5 exons. The coding region runs from base 1 to 567 and encodes 188 amino acids.